This is a messenger RNA of Tetranychus urticae (two-spotted spider mite), 1920 nucleotides long. It is a transcript of the gene Prp4k, whose product is annotated as Pre-mRNA processing factor 4 kinase. Gene Ontology annotation, molecular function: ATP binding; protein serine/threonine kinase activity. Gene Ontology annotation, biological process: peptidyl-threonine phosphorylation; peptidyl-serine phosphorylation; mRNA cis splicing, via spliceosome. The record is from RefSeq and is a predicted model, not a curated record. NCBI's taxonomy places the organism in Eukaryota, Metazoa, Arthropoda, Arachnida, Trombidiformes, Tetranychidae.
UGGUGAUUUGCAAACAUUCAUUAAACAGCUGAAAGUAUUCUGUGCUUGUAAUUAAUUUUUUGUUAACAAUUGUUUUUCGAUUAAUUUAAUCACUUGUGUCCCGAAGAUCUUUGAGUUUCGUAUUUCAUCACCUACUUGUAACUUAUUUUAAAUCAUAAUGUUUCAUCGCAGAUCAGAAAAGGAUCUAAUUCGACAUAGCAGAAAAAAGAAAUCCAGUUCCGAUGCAGAUCGCUCCAGAUCCAAAAGACGACAUAAAAGUGAACAGAGAGAGGACAAGAUUAAAGACUAUGAUAUUAGUAUAAAUGAUAGAGAUGAAGAUGAUGAAGAUCUUGAAAUAGAGAGAUUACGACAGCAGAGAAGAGAAUUAAUGAGGAAGCUUGGUGCUUUAGAGGAUGAGAAAGAAUCCAAACACGAAGACGAGUCUGAACUCGUGAAGGAAAAAAGAAAAUCAAGUGGAGAUCCUGAGCCAGACACCGAUUUAGAACCAAAAGCAAAAAAGCCAGUUUUGGAUAUGUUUGCUGAAGAUGAUAAUUGCGAAGCUUUCAUUACUAAAGAUGCUCCUGGAGAGCAGAAACAAAAUUUUUACCAGCUCUCUCUAGCUCAAGCACCUGAAAAUCCAGCUCUUAACGAUAAUUGGGAUGAUUCCGAAGGAUAUUAUCGUGUUAGAAUUGGAGAAAUUUUAGACAUGAGAUACUCUGUUUUUGGUUAUACUGGACAAGGCAUGUUUUCAAAUGUAGUCAGAGCGCGUGAUAGCUUCAAAGAAUCUAAGGAAGUGGCGAUUAAGAUAAUCCGUAACAAUGAAGUUAUGAAUAAGACAGGGUUGAAGGAAUUGACCAUGUUAAGAAAAUUGAACGAAGCUGACCCAGAGGAUAGAUUCCAUUGUCUUCGACUUUUUCGCCAUUUUUAUCACAAAAGUCAUCUCUGUUUAGUUUUUGAACCACUUUCCAUGAAUCUAAGAGAAAUUUUAAAAAAAUAUGGUAAAGAUGUUGGACUUCAUAUAAAAGCUGUUCGUUCGUACGCGCAACAACUGUUCUUGGCUCUGAAAUUACUUAAAAAAUGCAAUAUCCUACACGCUGAUAUCAAACCUGAUAAUAUUUUGGUUAACGAAAGUAAGCUGGUUUUAAAACUUUGUGAUUUCGGUUCUUCAUCUCUUGUCUCCGAAAACGACAUCACCCCUUAUUUGGUUUCAAGAUUCUACAGAGCUCCUGAGAUUGUUUUAGGUUUAUCAUAUGAUUACAAUAUUGACAUGUGGUCUGUUGGUGUAACACUUUACGAACUUUAUACUGGUAAAAUUAUGUUCCCUGGUAAAAAUAACAAUCAAAUGCUCAAGUAUUUUAUGGAUUUGAAAGGAAAAAUUUCUAAUCGAAUGAUAAGAAAGGCAGUUUUUCGAACUCAACAUUUUGACCAAGAUUAUAAUUUUUUAUACAGAGAAAUUGAUCGGGUCACGGAGAAAGAAAAGAUCGUGGUUAUCGGGAAUAUGACACCAAAUAGAGAUUUGCAAAAAGAACUAAUUGCGGACCAAGUUUUACGAGAAGAAGAGCGUCGUAAAGUCCUCCAAUUGAAAGAUCUUUUAGAAAAUGUUUUAACAUUGGACCCAUCAAGACGACUCAAAGUGAAUGAAGCUCUUGCCCAUAAAUUCAUUCAAGAACGACUUUAAACUCUCCAUUCAUAUUCAUCCAUUAGAUUUGAUUCUUCGCUAUAAUGUAAUAUACAAAUUGAUAUAUAAAUAUAUAUAUAAUGUAUAAUAAGCCAAGCCCUAUCGCUGAACAAUCACCAUCUCAAGCCCAUCUUAAAUCAAUUUUGCCUUUGAUCAAUGAAGUAAAAUAGCACCCAUUGAAGACUUAAUUUACAAUUUGAUCAAAAAUUGAGUCUGUUUGAUAUUAUAAAAAAAAAUGAAAAAUAAACAAAUUUAUAUAUUCA